Pipistrellus kuhlii (Kuhl's pipistrelle) is the source of this 364-nucleotide messenger RNA. It is a transcript of the gene RPS29, whose product is annotated as ribosomal protein S29. Gene Ontology annotation, cellular component: ribosome; cytosolic small ribosomal subunit. Lineage: Eukaryota; Metazoa; Chordata; Mammalia; Chiroptera; Vespertilionidae. The coding region runs from base 101 to 271 and encodes 56 amino acids. Gene Ontology annotation, molecular function: structural constituent of ribosome; zinc ion binding. Gene Ontology annotation, biological process: translation. The transcript has 3 exons. The record is from RefSeq and is a predicted model, not a curated record.
GUGUGUCAGCACUGCAUUCUGGGAGACUGUUCCCAAAAUAUCAAGAACGCAUGCGUGCGCUGCUUCUUUCCUUUUGCCUCGUUGCUACCGAGUGAGCAAGAUGGGUCACCAGCAACUCUACUGGAGCCACCCGAGGAAAUUCGGCCAGGGCUCUCGCUCUUGCCGCGUCUGCUCCAACCGCCACGGCCUGAUCCGGAAGUACGGCCUCAACAUGUGCCGCCAGUGUUUCCGCCAGUACGCGAAGGACAUCGGCUUCAUUAAGUUGGACUAAGGGAACUUCUGUGAAUGGGUCAUUGAAGACAUCUCUCUACCUUACGACAAUGCUAUCUCUUUGUACAUAAAAUAAAAAAAACAACACUUCAAA